AUGGCCGAGAAAUUAGGGGACCUAUUGGUGGAUUAUACUACGAAAAGGAGAAUAAGGGCCGAUGUGCAAGAGGGCGAUACUGGGACGGGCAGUUUCAGCGAAAUAUUCUGGGGGGACGUUAAAACAGUAUAUGACGCGUUAUUGGAUGCAAUGGAGGAACACAGGCCUGAACUAGACUCCUUGUGCUCAUCUAUCGUGCAGGAUGGGCACACGUUCACACUAGGCCCGGAGGAUUCAUCCUUAUGCAAGGACAUCAUGAAAGUUUAUUAUUUUAUGGAUGGUAUGCGAACAGCGGCCGCAACGCCGUCGCAUGUAAUUCAGCCUGAGGACCCGAUACACUCAUUCAUGAGGUGCAUGGUAGGAUACGUCACUUUAGCCACACAAUUUGCACCGCAGUGUCAAUUCAACAACUUGGUUCCACAUGCACGCGCGCUCAUAGAGGCCAUGCGGACAAUGGCCACAGUGGACACUAGUAAUAGUGCAUGCAACGGAUUGGAUUUCGAUACACUAAAAAUAGGGUACAAGUUGGUAGGAGCAACCAUUACGGAAUGGAUCGAGGAGAACAGUAGUCGGUGGCACGCAAUCAUGGAAGAUUAUAUGCACGCCUCUUGUGUCGACCACACCACAAUUCAGGCAGGCACCAACAGCGGGCAGGAUACACACGAAGAGAUAGAGCCACAGGGUGUACUAGGGACAAUUAGUCUGGACGAUUUAAAACAGUUGGCCGAUAGUAAAGAUGAAUUAUCGAAGGAGGACGCGACUGAAGUGUUAAUACAGAUAAAGGAUGAGACGGAUGGAAGCAACAUAUUGAGGAAGCUCCAGGAAGGCCUUCAGCAGGUUGAAUCCAAGAGAAUGAACAGUGCACCACGGGCGACACCCGCCUCUGUGGCCGGCACAUCCGUUGCAACAAAACCGGCAGCACCCACACCACAAGGCGCCAAGCCGGCAACAACAUUACCAACGAAUGGGACAACAGAAGACAAAACACAAGGCAAGGGGGGAGAAACAUCACCAGAAGGAACAGGAGCACCUCCAGCACAGGGAACAGACACAGGACGAAACGCAGCAAGGAAGGAAGAUACAGACGACACACAACCCGUGGCAGGACCCCCACCUGCGGCACCACCAUCAGCACAGGACACUGGGGGCUUGGGAACAGGAGAAUCAGGGGGCCACGGACCAGGACCUGGACAACAACCCCCCCCACCUCCACCACCACCGUUACAGGACCCUGCAAGAAAGGAAGAGAGCACACCAAAGAACCACAAUGACACUGAAACAGGUGAGUAUACUUGUGCUCACGACCACUCCAAUGGUGCGGGCCCCGGCACAGAGUCACAUGCAGGUUCCAGUGUGCGCAUUACCAAAGGCCGCUAUAUCCCUGAAGGUCAACCGUCAUGUGAAAAGAUUAACGAACUUCUGCGCACUCCGAACAGUCCGCCAAAUAAUUCUAACCCUACGGACAACAAGAGUAAUAGGAGCCAAGACGAGAGAAACCAAACGUCGAAUGAGAAUGAGCGGCAGACCGAGACAGCCGCGGGAUCCCAGGCACCACCGCAGGCCUCUAAUGCGCAGGACCCUGAUACCCAGCCUAAAGCGAGUGCGGGACCUCAUGGUAACACGAAGUCCAUUGAUGAGGGUGAACACGGUGAUCCCAACAAAGACCAAGGCCAGCCUUAUGGUUCUCAAAAGGAAUCUAAAGAAACUUCCUCCCCUGAAGUCCAGAAUCCGUCCAGUGAUCCCAGUGCAGCUGCUCCCGCGGUUCCUAAUCCAGCCCCUGGUGAAGCAGAUGAUAAGGUCGUCGAUGGAGGAAACGAUGACCCCCCUCCACAGGGAGGCACAUGGAAUGACG
Messenger RNA from Plasmodium fragile, 1852 nucleotides. RefSeq lists its product as uncharacterized. NCBI's taxonomy places the organism in Eukaryota, Apicomplexa, Aconoidasida, Haemosporida, Plasmodiidae. The record is from RefSeq and is a predicted model, not a curated record. The annotation marks the transcript as partial. The transcript has 4 exons.